This is a messenger RNA of Oppiella nova, 732 nucleotides long. Lineage: Eukaryota; Metazoa; Arthropoda; Arachnida; Sarcoptiformes; Oppiidae. The record is from the annotation of a GenBank genome assembly.
AUAAUGUAUGUGUAGUGAACUGACUACUUAUGAGGUGGACAGUCGUAUAAGGGCUGACAGUCUAACAGUUUGUCGUCAGAUAUGUUGGACACGAGUAUUGGAUGGUUUCAGAGGGAACAGGAGGGCCCGGCAUUGAGACUGUGGACUAAGGCAUGGAAAGAGUUCAAUGAUGUGUCCGAAGCACCGGUCACUCCAGACAUGAGACCCACAGAAGACACUAAGCUAUCGGUGCCGACGACUAAAGACGUGGCAAACAAUUGGCGCAAAAGUUUGGUUCAAAUGCAGAAAACAUGUGAUAAUCCGUCGCUAAUCCAUGACUUGAACGCCAACCCACACCUCAUUCAGCGCUAUAAUGGCACGCCUUGGAUGACAAGGGCUGGCAGUGAGUCGGGGCUGGCUCUGGGUCUGACCGGUGCUAAGAGUACCACUGCUGAUGGCAUGGAUGCCCUGCACCGGGAGAUCGAGGCUUUCUAUAGCUAUAUGUGUCCGACAGAGUAUGAGAAGCGCUCCCGACUUGAAGUUCUCAAGCGUAUCACUAAAGCGAUUGAAACCCUUUGGAGAGAUCAAGUAGUGGUCGAGUGCUUUGGUAGCUAUAAGACGGACACUUAUUUGCCGACCAGUGAUAUAGAUUUGGUGGUAAUCGGGCGCUGGAACUGUCAGCCCCUCAUAGAGUUGGAGCAGUACUUCCUGAUGAACAGGUAUUGCUAUCCACAGGACAUCCAAGUGCUGGAC